Maylandia zebra (zebra mbuna) is the source of this 4260-nucleotide messenger RNA. RefSeq names its product par-6 partitioning defective 6 homolog beta (C. elegans) (gene pard6b). Gene Ontology annotation, biological process: establishment or maintenance of cell polarity; regulation of cellular localization; centrosome cycle. Gene Ontology annotation, cellular component: nucleus; cell cortex; apical plasma membrane. The record is from RefSeq and is a predicted model, not a curated record. NCBI's taxonomy places the organism in Eukaryota, Metazoa, Chordata, Actinopteri, Cichliformes, Cichlidae. Gene Ontology annotation, molecular function: protein binding.
GGAGAGAGAGUCGCAGGCAGAGGUAAGCCAGAGACGGUACGGUGUGGGGCUGUAGCUACGGUGUCAGCGGCAAGUAUGAGAGGAGACAAGUUUACGAGCUGAAGCUGGCUGAUUGACAGCCUCUGUCGCAUUCUGUGGAGGGACCACUUGUACCGGCGGACGUCGAGAAGACGCGGUGUAGCCUGUGCGACUAAAAAAACCUAAACUAAACCUUUAAAAACAACUGGUGGACACACGGGGUUUGUGGAUAGACGUUGGCAGCGGCGGCGGCAGGAGCAGGGAGAGAGUGUGAGUGCUUUGGCGGCGUUCCCGCUGCUAGAGAAACAUGAACAAAAACCACCGAGUGCCGAGCAGCCGUUCUCUGAAUGCAGUGGAGGUGAAGAGCAAGUUUGGUGCAGAGUUUCGUCGGUUCUCUCUGGAACGGUCCAAGCCAGGCCGCUUCGAUGAGUUCUACGGUCUCCUGCAGCACGUGCAUCGCAUCCCCAAUGUGGAGCUGUUGGUGGGCUACGCUGACGUGCACGGUGACCUACUGCCCAUCAACAAUGACGACAAUUACCACAAGGCCAUCUCCACAGCCAACCCUCUACUCAGGCUGUUCCUCCAGAGGAAAGAGGAAGCUGAUCAUGGAACAUUUGGUACCGAUUCCCUGACCAGGAAGAAGAACACUGUGCUUUCUGCGGUUCUUCUGCGGCCUGAUCACAACAAGAAAAAACCUCCAGUGAUAAUCAGCCUCCCUAAAGACUUCCGGCCUGUAUCGUCCAUCAUCGACGUCGACAUCCUCCCAGAGACGCACCGACGUGUUCGUCUGUACAAGCACGGCCAGGAAAAACCACUGGGUUUCUACAUCCGCGAUGGUUCCAGUGUACGGGUCACCCCACAGGGCUUGGAGAAAGUCCCAGGAAUAUUCAUCUCUCGCUUGGUGCCAGGCGGGCUUGCGGAGAGCACCGGCCUACUGGCGGUUAAUGACGAAGUGCUGGAAGUGAAUGGUAUCGAGGUUGCUGGGAAGUCGCUGGAUCAGGUGACAGACAUGAUGAUCGCCAACAGCCACAACCUCAUCAUCACCGUAAAGCCUGCCAACCAGCGGAACAAUAUCGUUCGUAGUGGAGUAGGCGGAGGAGGGGGUGCAGCAUCUGGUAGUUCAGGACGCUCAUCAGACAGCGGCGCCAGUUACUACGGCUACUCGUCACACAGUGCUGCAGCCUCCAUACCACCACACAUCAUCCAGAACUUCCCUGUUGGGGAGUUGGAGAGCGAUGAAGAUGAAGAGGACUUGGUAAUCGAGGCUGGAGGCGAGGCUGAGCCAAUCAGACAUGUGGCCUCCAACCACAGCAUGAGCUCACUGCCUCGUUACGAACCACACCUCAACCUCCGCACCGCCACCACUUCCACCUUCUCCAUUAACACCAAUGGGACCCUGCCCACCAGCGGCAGCAGUAGUUCCCUAAGCAACAUCAAGGCUACAACGCCGUCCCCAGACAGAGCCAUGGAGAGGGGGAGUUUGGAGGAGGACGGUACUGUUAUAACGCUGUAGACUGGACAUUCUGGACAUUUUACACACUACACACUGGAGACCAGAGAAAUAAACACUCUUGUACUUUAACACACAUGGAGGGUUGAUGGAGAAAUCAAAUAAAACCCAGGAACGUACAGUUCCAUCUCACAGUGACUAAACCUGAGAAGCACAAACAUACGUCUGCGUAUUACAUCUCGACCUACUAAAUUUGUCCUUUCACAUCAAACACUACACCCCCAUACUUUGCUCUUCUGAAUGCCAAUGACCACAUAUUUGUGCCAUAGCAGUGACAGCCCCCAUUCCUGGUUCUGCAGCCACAAAAACAACAACAGAAAACCCCCCUGAAAAUGUCCACUGUUUCUGUUUAUUCUAAACGCACCUGUUUUUAAUCCCAUAACUGUUAUUCCGCCGAACUUCCUUUAGCGGGCAGAGAUAGGAAGCCCAUCCAUACCCAUUACAUAUUUCCUCUUUUUAAGUCGUGCUAACAAGCUAAUAUCACCCGUAAAGCAAAAACACUGUUUUUUCUUUUUCUCUUGUCACUCUGAAGCAUGCUUUGAUCGCCUGCCUUCUCCCAGGUAACCACAGCAUGAGUGCAGAAUUUUCCCUCACAAGGCACAGCAAACAACUAUGCUGAGCUCUGGAAAAAAAAAAUACACACACACACACACACACACACACACACACAUAUAUAUAUAUAUAUAUAUAUAUAUAUAAAAAAAUUAUUUUUUUUGGGAGGAGAAUCCCAUAUAGAAGAAGUAUUGUUUUCUUUGUGCUGGCUCAGAUGGCAUUAAACACUGCUGUCUAUACUUGAUGUGACAAUGACUGAUAAUGAAAGAUUGGUGAUUUUGAUAAAUAUUUGCACAUCUUGUCCUUGGGCUUUUCCUAUCCUGUCUUUAUUAUUAUUAUUAUUAUUAUUAUUAAUACUUGGAUCCCGCAAGUGACAGUGCUGUUUUUUAUUUGACCAGUUAGAAGUUGUUGGACUAGGAAAUCUUCUAGUUAAUUUCCCUGUUGUAUUUCAUUCAUAUUGAACUUUUCCUUAUCACGACAAGGGCUAUUUCCCCUGCUGCAUGUAUACAGAAGAAACGAUGUGAAUGGGAUUUUUAAUUUAGUUUGCAAUAGUGUUCCCCUCUUCCUUCUUUUUGGACCAUAACUCAGUACAUCUAAUCUGAGUGCCGUCUCAUUGCAACAUGUCUUGCUUUUCAUUGUAUUAUUAUUGAAUUCAGUUAAUCACUUAAGAUAAUGUAACUUAACAACUGUCUUUACAGUGGCUACUAAGGACCCCAAAGCACUUUACACAACCAGUCAUCCACCCAUUCACACACACAUUCACACACUGGUGAUGGCAAGCUACAUUGUAGCCGCAGCUGCCCUGGGGCGCACUGACAGAGGCUGACAUGAAGGAGUGGGUUAAAAUGAAUGGCUCACAUAGUCAGAAGUGAAAAACUUCCUGGUUCCAAAGUACGCCCUUGUAGGACUGAGUCACGGUGAAACAAACACACACGCAAGGCAAAAGCUGAUUCACUCUCUGUAUUUGAUAAAGGUGAGGCAGGGCUGGCUUGUGUACAGAAUAUCUUGGCCCUGACCUGCAUUUUUGUGGUUUCAGUAGGAUGAUUUCUUGUCUGUAAUGAACGUCCGUUUACUUUGAUUUUUUUCUACCAUUCAGUUUGAAUUCACUCAGACAUUUCACAAUGUCUGAGUGAAGAAGUAACUCUCACAGUUCCUGUUCAUAAAGCAGAUCCACAACAUUUAUUGAAAGCACACUAUAGAUCCACCAUUACCAUUACAAGCUGCUGCCUCCCUGAAGUGAGAGCAGAUGGUCUAUUAUUUCUUUCAUUGAUUUUUUUUUUUCCUGUUAAAAGUUUUAACCCUGACUUUAGCAUGGAUUUUAUCUCACCCACAAUAUCAUGGCUGGCACACACUGCACUUCCAGUGAAACACCACUGCACUAAUGUUUAUCAUUUAUAGCUCUGUUUAUUGUUUAUUACACAGUGAAUCAUUUACUAGAAACCUUCACACAGGUUGUGUAUAACCACCCACUUGUUUAUUGUAACUUAUAUGUGUAAGGUACUGUGUUUUGGGCCUUUUUAUGGUACAGCACAUGCUGGUGGGACUUGUCUUCUUUCAUUCCCGAUCUUAAAGCACAGCGAUGAGUCGUACUUUGGAUGGAAGGCUUUUAGAAGUCACUGUUAAUUUAUUUCCUCUACUUUUACCACAGGACACUGGGAUUGUAACCACAGCAACAUUUUUAUUUAUUCUCUAAUCAGAUGUCGGCAUAUUUUUCUUUCUUUGUACACAUUUUAUGACUUUAUUUUUAUAACUGAUAUAUUGUUUAUCUGUGAUUGUUGUUUUUGGUCAUAAAUCUCACGGUACAGUAGAUUUUUAUUGUCCAUUAGAGAUGAUUUCAGUAGGUGAUUUUACGGUUCUGGCUGAAGCAACAGGAGAGUCUGUGCAAGACAUGACACCAUUAUUGUUUUUGUUUUUUUUCAUACUGUGAAUUAUGAUUUCUGUGGAAUAAAAACAUGUAUUAAAGCAACCUUGAAACAGGCUAAAUGUUUUACUCUGUCAGAAAUUUUUUAAGUGAUCGAGCAAUGAUUGUUGCUUGCCAGAUAAAUUCUAUGUUUUAGACUUGUAAUGAAGAUUGUCUGUCAGUAUUUUCAUAUUGAUGCUUUUAUUUAUCUAUAUAUAUACCUGUAACUGCUGAUUGGAGGAACUGGAUAAAAUAUAAAAUAAACUAAUAUGUAGCAAUA